UUCCGAUAGCUUAUAUAAACGAAAGGAGACGGGAGACAAACAUCUAUCUAUUUGGCUAGGUUUGUACAGCGUUUGCUUUGGGGGCGAAAAAUUCAGCCUUUUCCGAUUUGCACCAAAUUCAACAGAGAACAACACCAUUUGUGGAUUGCUGUAAACUGCAUUAUUUGGCUGUUAGCUAAUGGACAAGGGGGUGCCACCUAGCCUCUUCGUCAAUGACGGUUCUUUCAUGGAGAGGUUCAAGCAACUUCAGCAAGAGCAGGAGAAAGGGAAGAAUGUCAAAUUGGAGGAUUCUAAACCAAUUAAGGUUAAUUCAGGGUCUUUGUCUCCCAAUCACUCCAUUACCAAAACGCCCGUGGACUUGAAGGUUAAUGACACAAGAAAAACAUCUCAGGGUGGUUCCAGUGGCAAGCUAGCUUUCAGUUUAAAACAAAAGUCAAAGCUGGUGCCACCCCCUGUUAAGUUAAGUGUUGAUGAGGAUGAAGAAACUGAAGCUGGGUAUGUUUCAAAUGAUGCACCACUAAAACGGCAAAAGUUAGGCCAGGAGGAAGGCAUUGACCAAUCAUCAAGACAACUUGAUGUUGCACCUCAUUCCCCAAGUGAUCCUACAGUGAAGAAAGUUGCUGACAAACUGGCAAGUUUUGUGGCUAAAAAUGGAAGGCAAUUUGAGGAUGUAACACGCCAAAAAAAUCCUGGGGAUACACCUUUCAAAUUUUUGUUUGAUGAGAGAUGUGCUGAAUACAAGUAUUAUGAAUAUCGGCUUGCUCAAGAAGAAGAUGCUCUUGGGCAAUCAAGGGAAUCACAGGUGCCUCGUAACGGGGGUACAAGCACUUCAUCUUCCAAACAGGCUAGUGGUCAUCAGAGAUCAUCUCAGCAGCAUACAUACCAAAUUCCUGCAUCUGCUUUAUAUGAAAGUCCUGACAAUCCAAGAGCUUCUGGAUUUUCAAUUCAAACAUCACCAGUAGGAAGCAGUGAAGAGCCCAGUGGUUCAUCAAAUGCUGAUUCUUUGGCGCUAAUGGAGUUCUACAUGAAAAAAGCUGCACGGGAGGAGAAGUAUAAACAACCUAAGCAUUCAAAAGAUGAGAUGCCCCCUCCUGCUUCUCUUCUAGGCAAAAAAGGCCAUCACAUGGGUGAUUUCAUUCCUCCAGAAGAACUCGAGAAGUUCUUGGCUACCUGUAAUGAUGCUGCAGCGCAGAAAGCUGCUAGGGAGGCUGCAGAGAGGGCUAAGAUUCAGGCUGAUAAUGUAGGCCACCGGCUCCUGUCAAAAAUGGGUUGGAAAGAAGGUGAGGGUUUGGGUGGAUCCAGGAAGGGUAUUGCGGAUCCUAUCAUGGCUGGUAAUGUUAAGAAGAAUAACUUGGGGGUUGGUGCUCAGGAACCUGGGGAGGUGAGUGCAGAGGAUGACAUAUACGAGCAGUACAAAAAGCGGAUGAUGCUUGGCUACCGUUACCGACCCAAUCCCCUGAACAAUCCCCGCAAGGCUUAUUACUGAACUUGACAGUGGGAGCUGUCUGCAAGUCUUUUCAGGAAAAAAGUGAACUUUUCACAAUGUUGGAUGAACUGGUGUGUUGAUAGUAGGGUUUUUAUUGUGCGUUGCACUGCUUGUAAGUCUGCUGAACUUAAGAUUUGGGGGAGAAAAGAGGGGGAAGGGUGUAAUGUUCAUUACAGCCGCAUUUUUAUCCGCCAAAGAAUAAUGGGUUUUUUUUUUUUUGUUACUUUUACUUGUCAGAGCUUUUGAAAGAUGUUUUUUUAUCGCUAGUAUAUUAUGAAGUGGUACAGGGAUAUUACGGUGUAUAAGGUUUGUUUAAUCCGGGAAACCUAGUCUUUUAGAUAUUGAUAAUAGUCUGAUGAUAUCUUAAAUGAGGAACCUGGCUUUUUAUUGUCA
Messenger RNA from Glycine soja, 1879 nucleotides. RefSeq names its product SURP and G-patch domain-containing protein 1-like protein. Gene Ontology annotation, cellular component: nucleoplasm. Gene Ontology annotation, biological process: RNA processing. NCBI's taxonomy places the organism in Eukaryota, Viridiplantae, Streptophyta, Magnoliopsida, Fabales, Fabaceae. Gene Ontology annotation, molecular function: RNA binding. The record is from RefSeq and is a predicted model, not a curated record. The transcript is spliced from 9 exons. Bases 179 to 1486 code for a protein of 435 amino acids.